Molecule: messenger RNA, 5157 nt
Organism: Mandrillus leucophaeus (drill)
Lineage: Eukaryota; Metazoa; Chordata; Mammalia; Primates; Cercopithecidae
Product: protocadherin gamma-A7-like
Exons: 4
Coding region: 164-4897 (1577 amino acids)
Biological process (GO): homophilic cell-cell adhesion
Cellular component (GO): plasma membrane
Molecular function (GO): calcium ion binding
Source: RefSeq, a predicted model, not a curated record
ACUCUGCUCCCUCCAUACUAAACACACGAACCAGACAAGUUCCUACGAAAAGCCAACACUCCACGCCCAUUUUCGUCGGGGAAUAUGUACCCAUCGGCUUUAGAUAAAUAAGGAAACAGCAGGCUGAACCAGAACUAAGAGAAAAUUGGGCAGAGAGAAGGCAAUGGCGAGUCCACCGAGGCGCUGGGCCUGCGGAGAGCUGCUGCUGCCCUUCAUGCUCCUGGGGACGCUGUGCCAACCGGGAUCCGGGCAGAUCAGCUACUCGAUGCCGGAGGAGCUGGACAAAGGCUCCUUCGUCGGCAACAUCGCCAAGGACCUUGGGCUGGAGCCCCAGGAGCUGGCGGAGCACGGAGUCCGCAUCGUCUCCAGAGGUAGGACGCAGCUUUUCGCUCUGAACCCGCGAAGCGGCAGCUUGGUCACCGCGGGCAGGAUAGACCGGGAGGAGCUCUGCGCUCAGAGCCCGCUGUGUGUGGUGAACUUUAACAUCUUAGUUGAGAACAAAAUGAAAAUUUAUGUAGUAGAAGUAGAAAUAAUCGAUAUUAAUGAUAACUUUCCGCGUUUCCGGGAUGAGGAGUUAAAAGUAAAAGUUAAUGAAAAUGCGGCUGCAGGGACACGUUUAGUGCUUCCCUUCGCGCGGGAUGCAGAUGUGGGUGUGAACUCCCUCCGGAGUUACCAGCUCAGCUCCAAUCUGCACUUCUCUCUGGAUGUGGUAAGCGGAACUGAUGGACAAAAGUAUCCGGAGCUGGUGUUGGAACAGCCCCUAGACCGCGAGAAAGAGACUGUUCACGACCUCCUCCUCACAGCUUUAGAUGGCGGAGACCCGGUACUCUCCGGCACCACGCACAUUCGUGUUACAGUACUCGACGCAAACGACAAUGCACCCCUGUUCACGCCAUCCGAGUACAGCGUGAGUGUUCCGGAGAACAUACCUGUGGGCACUCGGCUGCUCACGCUAACCGCCACGGAUCCAGAUGAGGGAAUAAACGGGAAAUUGACCUACUCUUUUCGCAAUGAGGAAGACAAAAUUUCGGAGACUUUCCAUCUUGAUUCCAACCUGGGGGAAAUCUCAACUCUACAACCGCUGGACUAUGAAGAAUCCAGAUUCUACCUCAUGGAAGUGGUAGCUCAGGAUGGAGGCGCUCUUCUUGCCAGCGCUAAGGUGGUGGUCACAGUACAGGACGUGAAUGACAAUGCCCCCGAAGUGAUCCUCACCUCUCUGACCAGUUCCCUCUCUGAAGACUGUCUUCCAGGAACUGUAAUCGCGCUGUUUAGUGUACAUGAUGGUGAUUCUGGAGAAAAUGGUGAGAUUGCAUGCUUUAUUCCUAGGAACUUGCCUUUUAAACUGGAGAAGUCAGUUGAUAAUUACUAUCACCUAUUAACAACUAGAAACCUGGACAGAGAAGAGACUUCAGAUUAUAAUAUCACUUUAACCGUCAUUGACCAUGGAACCCCGUUGAGAGACCUACAGCUGUGGGUGACAGCCAGCGACAGCGGGGACCCGCCUCUUAGCAGCAACGUGUCACUGAGCCUGUUUGUGCUGGACCAGAAUGACAAUGCGCCCGAGAUCCUGUAUCCCGCCAUCCCCACAGACGGUUCCACCGGCGUGGAGCUGGCGCCCCGCUCCGCAGAGCCUGGCUACCUGGUGACCAAGGUGGUGGCGGUGGACAGAGACUCGGGCCAGAACGCCUGGCUGUCCUACCGCCUGCUCAAGGCCAGCGAACCGGGACUCUUCGCGGUGGGACUGCACACGGGCGAGGUGCGCACGGCUCGGGCCCUGCUGGACAGAGACGCGCUCAAGCAGAGCCUCGUGGUGGCCGUCCAGGACCACGGCCAGCCCCCUCUCUCCGCCACUGUCACGCUCACCGUGGCUGUGGCCGACAGCAUCCCGGAAAUCCUGGCCGACCUGGGCAGCCUGGAGCCCUCCGACGGUUCUCACAACUCUGACCUCACGCUGUACCUGGUGGUGGCGGUGGCUGUGGUCUCCUGCGUCUUCUUGGCCUUCGUCAUCGUGCUGCUGGCGCUCAGGCUUCGGCGCUGGCACAAGUCACGCCGGCUGCAGGCUUUGGGAGGUGGCUUGGCAAGCAUGCCCGGCUCACACUUUGUGGGCGUGGACGGGGUUCGGGCUUUCCUGCAGACCUAUUCCCACGAGGUCUCACUCACUGCAGACUCGCGGAAGAGUCAUCUGAUCUUCCCCCAGCCCAACUAUGCGGACACGCUCAUCAGCCAGGAGAGCUGUGAGAAAAGCGAGUCUCUUCUCACAACUCAGGAUUUACUUGAAACGAAAGGAGACCCCAGGCGACUUCAGACACACUCAUCAGCCAGGAUGGCUGUAAGAGAAGUGAACCUCUUUUGGUACAGGAAGAUUCGUGAUUUUGUAAAGUGGAAGACUCCCUUGUUCAGCACUUCCCGAGACUGGCGCCUGAGCAAGAGAAGCAGGACUACUAUGGCGGCUCAGCCAAGGGGCGGGGACUACAGAGGAUUCCUCCUGCUCUCCAUCCUCCUGGGGACCCUGUGGGAAGCCUGGGCAGGACGUAUUCUCUACUCCGUGUCGGAGGAAACGGACAAAGGGUCCUUUGUGGGUGACAUCGCCAAGGACCUGGGGCUGGAGCCCCAGGAGCUGACGGAGCGCGGAGUCCGCAUCGUCUCCAGAGGUAGGACGCAGCUUUUCGCCCUGAACCCGCGCAGCGGCAGCUUGGUCACCGCGGGCAGGAUAGACCGGGAAGAGAUCUGCGCCCAGAGCCCGCGGUGUCUGGUAAACUUUAACAUCCUGAUGGAAGAUAAAAUGAAUCUUUACCCUAUAGACGUGGAAAUAAUAGAUAUUAAUGACAACGUUCCAAGAUUCUUGACGGAAGAAAUAAAUGUAAAAAUAAUGGAGAAUACAGCUCCCGGGGUUCGGUUUCCGUUAAGCGAGGCUGGGGAUCCAGAUGUAGGCACGAACUCCCUCCACAGUUACCAGCUCAGCCCCAAUCGCCACUUCUCCCUGGCUGUGCAAAGUGGAGACGAUGGAACUAAGUACCCGGAGCUGGUGUUGGAGCGGGUGCUGGACCGGGAGGAAGAGCGGGUUCAUCACCUGGUCCUCACAGCCUCUGACGGCGGCGACCCGCCCCGAUCCAGCACCGCCCGCAUCCAGGUAACAGUGGUGGAUGUGAAUGACCACGCGCCUGUCUUCUUUCUGCCUCAGUACCAAGUAACUGUCCCCGAGAAUGUACCAGUGGGCACAAAACUGCUCACGGUACAUGCUAUCGACCUGGACGAGGGAGUCAAUGGGGAAGUGACAUACUCUUUUCGGAAAAUAACUCCUAAACUUCUACAGAUGUUUCAUCUGAACUCGCUUACAGGAGAAUUAUCAACUUUAGAAGGAUUAGAUUAUGAAGAAACUGGCUUCUAUGAAAUGGAAGUUCAGGCUCAAGAUGUUCCUGGUAGUCUGACAAAGGCAAAAGUACUGAUCACAGUUUUAGAUGUAAAUGAUAAUGCUCCAGAAGUGAUUAUGACGUCUUUAAGUAGCUCAAUCCCUGAGGACACACCUCUUGGAACAGUAAUUGCUCUUUUCUACCUACAAGACAGAGAUUCUGGGAAGAAUGGUGAGGUGACCUGCACCAUUCCAGAAAAUCUACCUUUUAAAUUAGAAAAAUCAAUAGAUAAUUAUUAUAGAUUGGUCACAACCAAAAACUUGGACCGGGAAACACUCUCUUUGUAUAACAUCACACUGAAAGCCACAGAUGGUGGAAUUCCUCCCUUGUCCAGGGAAACUCACAUCUCCAUGCAGGUGGCAGACACCAACGAUAACCCACCCACCUUCCCCCACUCAUCCUACUCAGUCUACAUCCCUGAGAACAACCCCAGAGGGGCCUCCAUUUUCUUAGUGACUGCACAGGACCACGACAGUGAGGAGAAUGCCCAGGUCACUUAUUCCUUGGCUGAAGACACCAUCCAGGGGGGACCAGUGUCCUCCUAUGUCUCUAUAAACUCUGACACUGGAGUCCUGUAUGCGCUGCAAUCCUUUGACUAUGAGCAGUUGAGACAACUACAACUAACAGUGACCGCACGUGACAGCGGGGACCCACCUCUCAGUAGCAACAUGUCACUGAGCCUGUUUGUGCUGGACCAGAAUGACAACCCGCCCGAGAUCCUGUACCCGGCCCUCCCCACAGACGGUUCUACUGGCCUGGAGCUGGCACCCCGCUCUGCAGAGCCUGGCUACCUGGUGACCAAAAUAGUGGCAGUGGACAAAGAUUCAGGCCAGAACGCCUGGCUGUCAUACCUCCUGCUUAAGGCCAGCGAGCCAGGACUGUUUGUGGUGGGGCUGCACACGGGUGAGGUGCGGACGGCGCGAGCCCUGCUAGACAGAGACGCGCUCAAGCAGAGCCUCCUGGUGGCCGUCCAGGACCACGGCCAGCCUCCUCUGUCAGCCACCGUCACACUCACCGUGGCUGUGGCCGACAGCAUCCCCGAAGUCUUGGCCGACCUGGGCAGCCUUGAGCCCUCCAACGGUCCUUACAAUUCUGACCUCAUGCUGUACCUGGUGGUGGCAGUGUCCGCAGUCUCCUGCAUCUUCCUAGCCUUCGUUCUCGUACUGCUGGCGCUCAGGCUGCGGCGCUGGCUCAAGUCACGCCGGCUGCAGGCUUCAGAAGGUGGCCUGGCGAGUGUGCCCACCUCACACUAUGUGGGCAUGGAUGGGGUGCGGGCUUUCCUGCAGACCUAUUCCCACGAGGUCUCCCUCACCUCGGACUCUCGGAAGAGUCACCUGAUCUUCCCCCAGCCCAACUAUGCGGACACACUUAUCAGCCAGGAGAGCUGUGAGAAAAAUGAUUCUUUGCUAACAUCCGUAGAUUUUCAUGAAUGUAAAGACAAAGUGCCAACUAUUCAGGUGAGCCCAGCCCUUCCUUUAUUUCCGUGAGUAAUUUGUUUGCAUGAUAUUUCUCUAUUAUUUUGCAAAACAAGUGUUUUGAAAAUAGGGAUUUAAAAACUUUGUAGAGGUAAAACUGAGUUUACCAGUUUCCUUCAGUUGUGACACUUUAAUAUAGAACACAUAGGAUAUAGCAUUUCUUUAGUGAAAACCUGUGGACAAGAUUAUGAAAAAGUGGACUAUCGCAUUUUAUAAUUUCCACCUACUUUCCAAUCUAUGUUCCAACCUACUUUCUUCACUCAUAUAUUUUA